AUGCGCCCACCUAGCCUAUCAGCGGCGGGCGACCUCGACGUCCACGGUGACAUGGCAUCAACGCCUCCACCACCGUCAUCAACGUCGUACCAUACCAACGACGUCGCCUCCACUACCUCCGUCACGCUCACUAAAGAGCAAUUCGACGAGCUGAUCAGGAACCAGCGCCCCGCACGGGACGACGACGCAUUCUCCAUGCGUCAGCGCCUACCCCCAGCCAACCCUCCGGUCUUCCCCGACGACUCGAAACUUACGGAGGACAAUUACGUUGACUGGGUCCCCACGAUGCCGCCAUGCCCGCCCUCUUGGGCUGGAUUCAACGCUCGGACGAAUCGAGCGACGGUCCCCGUUGCGAAGGCGGUCGUACCGACCAAACGCUCUGCACCAGGCAAGAAGGGAAAAUGGGAUCGUUCUGGUCCUGCCCCGAGCAACUGCCCAGCUUGUGGUCAAGGCAAACACUGGCUCGACAAGUGUCCGGAAUCGCGCAAGCGAGCCAAGUACCUCGAGCUCAAGAACGCCAUGAAGGAACUCCAAGGCUCAUCAUCGCCUGCGUCCACGUUCGUGGCCACCGAGGCAGCAUCCAAGGAUCAACACCUGUCCGUCGUUUCUUCUGCUACGUUUGUCAACAUCGGGCCACCGGCGGAAAUCCUUCUACUAGACUCGGCGUCGGCGUGCCACGUCGUCAACGAUGCGUCCUUCUUUGACGGCCCCCUUUCGCCUACCCCGCAAGUCCUGCAAGGUCUAGGGGGAACGGUGAAGGCCUCGGGAAUCGGCUCGGUCAAGCUCGUCUCCGAUAAUGGUACCAGGUUCACCCUCAACGACGUGAUCUACGCCCCCGAGAGCCCUGCCAACCUCAUCUCAGUCCGGGCCUUCGACCGCAAAGGCGUUCGCAUCACCUUCGAACACGGACAAGUCGAGCUCCGCACGCCGCAAGGGUGCAUCGCCACAGCAUCAGCCAUCGCGUCCUGCGUUUACAAACUCAACGCUUCGGUCCAAGCUGCCAGCAAAGAUGCGCGACACACCCUCAUUGCCACCAAGUCCAAUAGGCUACCUUUACUUACCCUUCACCGGCGCUACGGCCACGCCUCUGUCCAGACACUUAAAAAACUGGCGGCCUCUGGCCAGGUGGAGGGUUUAGAUUGGCCCUAUAGUGACUUCGAGUGUGAUGGCUUCACCUGCAACGCGUGCCUUGCCUCCAAAGCGCAUCGUUUGCCUUUCCCCUCUUCGUCGUCGCAUGCCGCGGAACCACUCGCAUUGGUGCACUCGGACGUCUUAUCUUUCCCCGAGGAAUCCUUAGGCCAUAAGCGAUACCUCGUCACGUUCAUCGACGACUUCUCGAGGAAGACUUGGGUUUACCCUAUCGGGCACAAGAGCGAGGUCCUUCAGACAUUCAAGGAUUGGCUUCUGGAGAUCGAAAACGCCACGGGUCGCAGGGUCAAAACACUUCGCUCGGACAACGGGGGCGAGUAUGUCUCUACCGCUUUCAACGGCUAUUGCGUGGCCCGCGGAAUUCAUCGCGAAUUGACCAUACCGUACACACCCGAGCAAAACGGUCGGGCUGAGCGAGCCAACCGGUCAAUCGUCGAGGGCACCCUGGCUCUACUGUCUCACUCGGGACUCCCACGAUCGUGCUGGGACGAGGCUGCCAUGUGUUACAUUCACGCCAAGAACCUCUCGCCUCACGCGGCCCUUGGUGGAGCCAUCCCAAACAGUCGUUGGUCGGGCCACACACCAGGCGUAGGGGGUCUUCGGGCAUUCGGUUGUCGCGCUUGGACCACCGUGCCGGCUCACCGACGGGACAAGCUCGACCCGAAAGGGAUUCCUCUGGUCUUCGUCGGGUACGAUCGACACGCGAAAGCCUACCGCCUUCUUGAUCCUUCCUCCAUGCGUGUGAGUCUGGGCCGCAAUGUGACGUUCGUAGAAACCGAGUUCCCCUUCGCCAUCGCGCCCACCCGAGUGACGCAGCCGUCCAUCCCGGGUUACGCCCCCCAGCCCCCACCCGUCGAAGCUCCAACACCUGUCGAGCCUCCCCCACGGCCACCGGCCCCAACACCUGUCGAGGCACCCGCGUCGCCCGCAUCGACCAGCUCGGCCGACAACGACGACGCCUCAUCGACCACGAGCGCAACGACGGAGUCAGCCGUGAACCUGCCGCAACCACCUCCGGAUCCAGCUCCACUCGCCAAAGUCAAGCCGACUUGGGAGUACGGCGACGUCGUCAAGGUUGGUCCCGAUCCAGGGAAGUACGGUGAAGUCGACGCUCGAAACAUCAUUGAUGGCCCCCGGACUCGCCGCCAACCCGUUCCCACCAUGAUCACGCGGGAACAGCUAGUCGACGGCCCCGACGGACCCACCGCCUCUUUCAAGAGCCUGCUCAUUGCCUUCGUAUCCACCAAGGCCGGCUUCGCAGAUCAUGACUUGUCGGUUGUUCGCGAUCCGGCAAAUUGGGGCGACGUCAUCCGAUCGGGACAAGAGGACGUUUGGGGCGCUCCGGCACAGGAUGAAUUCGAUUCGCUUCUGAACGAUUACGAGGUCUUCCAAAUCGUCGAAUCCUGUGAGCUCCCAGCGGGUGAGAUCCUCCUGCGGUCGGGCUGGGUGUUCCGGACUAAACGCAACCAGCAUGGCGACAUCACCGAUCACAAGGCCCGACUUGUCGCUCACGGAUGUGCCCAACGCCCUGGCCUUGACUUCGAGAAGACCUACGCCCCUGUCGUCAAAUUCACGUCCAUUCGAGCCCUCAUCGCACUCGCCGCGGCCAACGGCUAUCACGUCCAUCAGGCCGACGUCAACAAGGCGUAUUUACACGGCAAACUUGACAAGCCUCUCUACAUGCGCGUCCCUCAGGGCAUAAACCUGCCAGGCAAGAUCCUCAACCUGUCUGAAAAGCACGAGAUCGCUCUCGAGCCUCACUGAUUCCGAGUCCAAACAGAAAGGAUCAAACGGUGUAAUUCGCAGGCGAAGAAAGACUACUAAAAGGACUAAGGCCAAGAGACGCGGCGGCGCCGCGCGCGAGGGCAAGCGUGAGGCCGCAGAGGUUGGCUCAAGGUCGUCGUGAGGCGUAAGCGGAGCGGCGCCUUACACUGUCCAAAUCCAUCUACGGCCUUCGCCAGGCCGGCACCAUCUGGAACGCUGAGAUCGACUCGACUCUGCGGUCCCUCGGAUACGUUCCCACCAGGUCUGACAUCUGUAUCUACCGCCGCGAACACGACGGGCACUCACACUAUAUUGCCUUGUACGUCGACGACUUGCUUUUGGUUGAUCCCUCUACCGCCGAAAUCGAGCGGGUGCUGGACGCGCUGGAACUCGCAUACGGCAUCAAACGUCUCGGACCUGCCGAAUAUAUUCUAGGCAUCCAAGUCAAACGUGGACAAGACGGCUCUAUCACGCUCUCACAAGAGCGCUACCUUCGGGACAUCCUUGCCAGGUUCCAAUUCACCGAUGCCAAGCCGGCAAGUAUUCCAAUGCAGCCAGGUGUCGUCCUUGACUUCGAGGACUUGGCGGCCACUCCUCAGGAUCGUACGCGCUACUUGCAGGCCAUCGGUUCGUUGAUGUACGCCGCAGUUGGAACUCGUCCGGACCUCGCCUUCGUGGUCAGCUACCUCGCUCGCUUCUCCCAGCAGCCUGGCCCGGAGCAUUGGACAGCCAUCAAGCAGUUCCUCCGUUACAUCAAAGGCACGCUGGACUUGGGCCUCACCUAUCGCAAGACCAGCCAACCACUCCAUGGCUACUCGGAUGCGAACUGGGGAGCCUGUCUAACGACCUCACGAUCGACCAUGGGCUACGUGUUCAUCUUGUCCGGAGCCGCUAUUGCUUGGUGCUCCAAACGCGAACACAGGGUGGCCAAGUCCACUACCGACGCAGAGUACCUCUCUCUUUCGUACACAAGCGGUGAUGCCAUCCACCUGAGCGAACUCCUGGCUGAACUUGGCGCUCCGGUCUCCGGUCCAGUCGUACUCUACGGGGACAACCAAGGUUCGCUGGCUCUUGCGCAGCACCCGACCAACCAUCAGGGGUCUCGUCAUGUUCGCAUCUCGGAACAUUGCGUCCGCGAGAGGGUAGCUGAGAAGGAGAUCGAGGUCCGCUACAUCGCCACCGGCGACAUGUUUGCCGAUAUUUUCACCAAAGCCUUGGGUCCCAAGCCGUUCAUCUUCCAUCGGGAGAAUUUGGGUUUGCGAGGUGCAGUGGUAUGACAGCACGGGGGGGUUGUCAAUAUAUUGCUGUUUCAUCCCACUGGUAUUCCCGAUUAUGAUUAGUUACUAGUUGUUGAUAUUAGUCGCCCCGCGCGUCUCGAGCCUGCCUCGCGCGCGCUCCCUUAGCGCUUAUCUUCCUUCUCCAACUAUCUUUACUAUCUUCAUCGGCUCUCGUACUUACGCACUUCGUGCCUCGGCCUCAGUUCCUGAAACCCAUUACCCCUGUUCUGCGUAA
Microbotryum saponariae is the source of this 4425-nucleotide messenger RNA. Lineage: Eukaryota; Fungi; Basidiomycota; Microbotryomycetes; Microbotryales; Microbotryaceae. The record is from the annotation of a GenBank genome assembly.